AUGGGGGGGGUUGGGGGUCCCCUCGAGUGUUGCUAUAAUUUCACUGAAGAUAGGCAUGGGAACCCCCCAGGUAUCUUGAGAUACGAUGAGGUGGAUUCUAUGCCGUCUGAGAUAAAGAGAAUGAUCAAGAGAUUGGUCAGAUGGAGUAUAUUACUAGCCGAUUGCAUUCCCAAAAGUUGUAUAAUCAACAUAUAUGAUGAAGGAGAUUGUAUUCCUCCGCAUAUAAAACACAAUGAUUUUGUGAGGCCGUUCUGCACAGUGUCCUUCAUGAGCAAGAGCAAUAUUCUGUUUGGAAAAGAAAUCAAUGUUAUUUGCCCCGGGGAGUUCAAAGGACCUGUCAAGAUUCUGCUAUCAAUGGGUUCAGUACUAAUUCUUAAGGGAAAUGGAGCAGACUUAGCCAAGCACUGCAUUUUGGGGGUACGACACCACAAAGCUUCUGUGACAAUCAGAGGAAUAGAUGACAGUCAGCUUGAUCUAGAGUUCACCCCACAGAGGACAGACAGACAGUCAGUGGACACUUUUGUACUGCGCCAGAGCAGCAUAGAUGAUAUGUACUCCGCCAUGUUUGUCAAAUUGCCCUCUUUGUGCGAUUGA
Messenger RNA from Phalaenopsis equestris, 594 nucleotides. RefSeq lists its product as uncharacterized. The coding region runs from base 1 to 594 and encodes 197 amino acids. Gene Ontology annotation, molecular function: demethylase activity; mRNA binding. The record is from RefSeq and is a predicted model, not a curated record. Lineage: Eukaryota; Viridiplantae; Streptophyta; Magnoliopsida; Asparagales; Orchidaceae. The transcript has 3 exons. Gene Ontology annotation, biological process: mRNA catabolic process.